GCGGCUGUGGUUUGGACUGCUCGGUGUGCCGUACCGGUUGACAGAUUCAAGUAUGUUGUCAAAGUUUGAUCGGAGGUCGCAGCGGUACGAAUAAAACUCUUCAUCUGCGGGAAGGCUGUUGUUAAUCCAUUAGUCAUGGGCAACACCAGCGAUCGUGUAUCUGCCGAUCGACAUGGAGCAAAGACGCAGCGCUCGGACAUCGCGGGCGGACACAAAGACCACGAGCCCAGCAAAAUGAUGGACAGCACUGAUGACCCCAAUAUCUUCAACACACAUGGACUAGAAUCCAAAGCUUCAAGUGAGAAGGAUUUCCCUCCUGAUUUAGAUGACAUGGUAAAGACGGUUCCUCAGGCCCGACCGACGGUCAUCCGCUGGGCUGGAGGAGGAAGAGAGGUCUACAUCGCCGGAUCCUUCAACAACUGGAGCACCAAGAUCCCAUUGAAUAAAAGCCAUAAUGAUUUUGUAGCGAUCUUGGACCUGCCUGAGGGUGAACAUCAGUAUAAAUUCUUUGUUGAUGGCCAGUGGCUUCACGACCCAUCUGAGCCGGUGGUCACCAGUCAGAUGGGCACCAUUAAUAAUCUGAUCCAUGUGAAGAAAUCAGACUUCGAGGUGUUUGACGCGCUGCAGGUGGACUCGCUCGAGUGCUCCGAUACAUCAGAUCUAUCCAGCUCACCGCCUGGCCUGUACAGUCAGGACGUUUACAUGUUCAAGCCUGAGGAACGCUUCAAAGCUCCGCCCAUCCUACCCCCCCACCUGCUACAAGUCAUCCUCAACAAAGACACCAAUAUAUCAUGUGAUCCUGCCCUGCUGCCGGAGCCCAAUCAUGUGAUGCUGAAUCAUCUGUACGCGCUCUCAAUAAAGGAUGGUGUGAUGGUUCUCAGUGCAACUCAUCGUUAUAAGAAGAAAUACGUGACGUCUCUGCUGUAUAAACCCAUUUAAUGAGCUCGUGGCUCAUCCUGUAGAGCUGAGAUUGCACUAUAAACACCAGAUAUAGAGAAUCUGUCCGACUGAUAGUAAUGUGAGUGUGUGUGUAUGUGUGGACAUCUAAAUUACUUGAGAUUGUCUUUAACCCUUGUGCGACCUUCGGGACAUUUUUGUCUUUUUCAUUUUAGUUUUUUCGAUCAUUUUGUCUGUGUUAAUGCCAACGGCAUAAAUUUAGCCAAAGGUGUGUAUUUUUGGGGGGAAUUUUGAUAUUUCAACCUCAGUUCUUAUAAUACAUCUAUAAUACACUGUGUACACAAAAUAGUUACACUCAGGACCUUCAGGACAAAAAUGUCCCCAUUGAAACCCAUUAAAACUGCAAUAUUUGAUCCCAGUGCCAUUAAAGCAUAAAAUCAUGAAUUCUAUGAUAUUAUACUUCAAAAUUUACAUUUUUAACAUUUUCCACCAGAUGGCGCCAUUUUUCGCAUGUUGAGCCUAUGGAGCAAAUACAAGCUUUUCCCCUAUUUUCUGUUUGCUGUAUUAUAGAGCACUGCAGGCCAACUGAAUAAAUGAUGCAGAUAAAAUUGUGUGGGUGUGUUGGUAUGGUUGUCAGAGUGUUAUGUAUGUGUGUGUGUGUGUGUGUGUGUGUGUGUGUGUGUGUGAAAAGCAACAGUGGUAUUAUGUUAAUAAACUGGCAUUUAAAGGGUUAAAAUCCUGAAAAUGAAUGAAUAUUUGGUAGUUAUGAUCAGGACUGAUGUUGGUUACAAGAAUUAACUCACUGAAAGUGGAAAAUAAUAUUAAUAUAUAAAUAUUAUUAUGGCAGUUUUUUGACACGGACAUUUUUGUCCUCUAAGGACCUCCGAGUAACUUUUUUUUUUUUAUUGACGCACAAGGGUUAAUCGGCCGAGUUUGUCGUUUUAUGUGCAACAUUGUGCAAUAAUUAUGAGUGACGCCAUUAGGUCAUUUCAAAGCGCUUUAUAAAUGGGUGCGAAUGAGGAUUCAUGAGUUGGAUCAGAAAGGAAAGGCAUAUUGUUUCUAAUGUGAUUCACCCUUACAUUUCAAAUGCUUUGUUAGUAAUUCAUUAAUUAUUGCAUUAUUACCCAUAAAAUUGAAUCGGCAUCAACAUAUAUUAUUUUGUGGGCUAAAAUGUAUACUUACUCCCACAGUAGAAUACAUCUAUAUCAGAUGUUGCAAAUAAAUAACAGAGGAGUUCAUUACAGGCUUUUGCCUCCACAUUUUGAAUUUCAGGGGCAUUUUUGUCACUUUCAAGGUGAGUUGCACUUAUUUACCGACAGUUCAUGUUUGGUGUUUUAAUGCCGAUGCUGAUGGAACUUUUGAAUGUUUUCUUCUCUUAUAAUUAAGUGUCAGAGUCUAAUGUCACUUGAUAAGAUGAAGGACACGUGCAUCUGUAAUCAGAAGUGAAUUUGGUAUUUGGACCUCUGAACUGUUUAAAAGCAGAAAAUGUGUUUCUAAUGGCAUAAUGAUGUCGUGUAGAUCUCAUGAUGUGAGUUUUACUGCACGUGGUUUGACUUUCACUAUGAUGUCGUGCAGACGAACAUUUUUAGCUGCUUCACUGUGACAAAAUGAAUGAAUCUAACGGCAUGCUUUAGUUUGUCAAGCUGGAAUGUAUCUUUGUGUGUUACAAACCAUUGCAAUAUACUAGACACACGUUUGUCUUUAUAGUGAGAAAUGGUGACGUCAACAAAUAAUGUCUAAAUAGAGUUUAUGAAUCAGAAAUGUGAUUUGUAUUCUUAUCUGAAAUUGCAUUGGUUUUUCUGAUGUUGACACUGUUGAGAAUUCAUGUUGUUUUGAUGCGUUUGCUGUGAGUUUAAUAGUGUGCCAUUUAUUCACUCCAAAGAUAAUCAGUCAAAUACUGUGUUUAGUGUGAAAGAUAAAAAUAUGAAUAUUACGGUGAUAUGACCGUAGCACAGUCAGCUUUAGGUGAGUGCUGUUACAGAAUAUUAUGUUAGGGAAAAAUAUCCACCUUGAAUUUAAAUCGUUUCCCUCUUUGUUUGUGUGCUGUUUUUAUUUAAUGUACUGAAGAAUAAUUUAUUAGCUGUGUAUUUUACAUGAUGGCUGUUUUGCUUCUGAUAAUAAAAAGGGACACCUUC
Molecule: messenger RNA, 3032 nt
Organism: Myxocyprinus asiaticus (Chinese sucker)
Lineage: Eukaryota; Metazoa; Chordata; Actinopteri; Cypriniformes; Catostomidae
Product: 5'-AMP-activated protein kinase subunit beta-2-like
Exons: 8
Coding region: 136-939 (267 amino acids)
Biological process (GO): signal transduction
Cellular component (GO): nucleus; nucleotide-activated protein kinase complex; cytoplasm
Molecular function (GO): protein kinase binding
Source: RefSeq, a predicted model, not a curated record